CAAUAACGCCGGAAAUGCUAAUUCGAAUGCGAAAGAGGCAAUCAUUUUGCGCGCAGAUUUCUGGGAAAUUGAUAUUUUGGUUGGUAAUGUUUGCGAACGGACACGAACAUAGGUUGGGGAUCGGGGAUUUAAGAAAGCAGGAUAGAAAGUGUCAGUGCGAGGGUGUUAAAAGAAGGCCGGGUACAGCAAAAGUGACCAAUGAUUCGUUAGAUUGUUGAAUCGUAUUGGGCAUAGGUAAAGCCAAAGAAUCCUCUGUGGGCCGUUCUCUUGGUGACAUUAGCGUUGCAGUUACAGAAUGGAGCAAAACAACAGCUUGCCUCCCUUUGGUCAGGGGCUAGCCUCUCCUCAGGGGGCAAUGACGCCUGGCAUCCCCAUCUUCAGCCCUAUGAUGCCAUAUGGCACUGGGCUCACCCCCCAGCCUGUGCAGAACACCAACAGUCUGUCCCUGCUGGAGGAACAGCAAAGGCAGCAGCAACAGCAGGUUUCCACCCAGCAGGGAGGAGUACCUGGGGCCUCUGGGCAGACCCCUCAGCUCUAUCAUUCCCAGACUGUCACCACGACCACUGCGCUCCCAGGAAACACCCCCCUCUACACCACUCCACUCACCCCCAUGACACCCAUCACCCCCGCCACGCCAGCCUCAGAAAGCUCUGGAAUCGUUCCACAGCUGCAAAAUAUUGUGUCCACUGUGAACCUGGGCUGUAAACUUGACCUGAAGACAAUAGCAUUGCGAGCCAGAAAUGCAGAGUACAACCCCAAGCGUUUUGCUGCCGUUAUUAUGAGAAUACGAGAGCCUAGGACGACUGCUCUCAUCUUCAGCUCGGGGAAAAUGGUGUGCACUGGAGCAAAGAGCGAAGAGCAGUCUCGGUUGGCAGCCAGGAAGUAUGCACGUGUGGUUCAAAAGUUGGGGUUCCCUGCGAAGUUCUUGGAUUUUAAGAUUCAGAACAUGGUGGGGAGUUGCGACGUGAAGUUCCCCAUUCGACUAGAGGGCCUUGUGCUGACACAUCAACAAUUCAGCAGCUAUGAGCCUGAAUUGUUCCCUGGCUUAAUCUACAGAAUGAUCAAACCCAGGAUUGUGCUCUUGAUAUUUGUGUCAGGAAAAGUGGUACUUACAGGAGCAAAAGUUCGAGCGGAAAUAUACGAAGCAUUUGAAAACAUCUACCCCAUCUUAAAAGGAUUCAGGAAGACAACGUAAUUGGAUUAUUUGACUUUGUUAUUUAUUUUUUUAUUUUAUUAUUUUAAUUUGGCCGCCUUAAUGCCGACCUAUUUUCUAUUUGAUUGGAGACUAAAGUGGGAGGACUGUGUUGCCACUCGUGCAGAAGCCAAGAGCCCCACUAAUUCACUGCUAUGCUAUUUCAUUUCCAUUUGAGACUGUAAUUUCAUUUGCUUACAUCACGUGUCUUGCCUGGUUCACCUGGAAAUGUAGCUAGCUAUUUUUCCUUGGCUUUAAAGAAUUCAAUUUUUUAAAUAUGCUUUUAAGUUUUAGUGUUCUCUAGUUUUUACCUACCUUAUAUUUUAGAUGUUGCUCCCACCCAAUACAUUCCUCGGUGUCUGAUUCCCCAGCAGCCCUGUGAUUUGAAUAACACAAUUUCUACUGUAUUUGGAGAUUCCAAUGGUGUGAGCAAAGAUGUGAUCAUAUUACCAGAAUAUCUAUGAAUGUCUAUUAAUGAAGUACAAUGUAAAUUGGGGGUGAAAUGAUUGCAGAGCUAAAAAAGCAUUCAAACUUGAAUAUCUAGUCAUUUAUAGAACAAUUUCUGAAUUAAGCAGUUCUAAGAAAGUCAUAAAGUGUUUAGAUGAGAAUUACGUGUGCAUAUGGGGUUUUGCCUCUCCAUCUGUAAAAACCCUUUUCAGUCUCAGUUUUAUUUUGUUACAUGUAAGAAUGCAACUACUCUCUAUUCUGUUAUAGACCUCUCAAUUUAACUUCUUUAUGUUUUUAUUAGGAGUAUUCAGUUGUGUUCGGUUUGAAUUCUAAUUCUCAUAAGGUACAAGCCAGUAAGUAUAUUUGGCAUUCUACAAAGAACCGCCUCUCAAAAAGCACUUUUUUAUUAUUUGUGUCUGUACAGUAUUUCCUUUAUACAAGGAGCUCCCAUGUGUAUUGACUGUUAUAUUCCAAAUGAUUAAAUCUUUACUACUUAA
Anguilla anguilla (European eel) is the source of this 2136-nucleotide messenger RNA. Its product is annotated as TATA-box-binding protein. Gene Ontology annotation, biological process: DNA-templated transcription initiation. The transcript is spliced from 8 exons. The record is from RefSeq and is a predicted model, not a curated record. Gene Ontology annotation, molecular function: DNA binding; RNA polymerase II general transcription initiation factor activity. Lineage: Eukaryota; Metazoa; Chordata; Actinopteri; Anguilliformes; Anguillidae. The coding region runs from base 296 to 1195 and encodes 299 amino acids.